CUGGGCGAGGUGGCGGCGGUGGCGGGUCGGUGCUGCUGCGCGCUCCGGUAGCACCCGUGGGGCCCCGCCGCCCCUCCCGCGGGUUCCCCUCUGCCCGGCCCGGGAAGCGGACCAGUCUCUCGAGGCCAGGGCAGGGGGGGUGCGGCCGGCCUGGCGGCAGCGGGGCCGGAGCUGGAGAGCGGUCGGGACCGGCCCCUGGGGCGCCAAGGCCCAGGGUGGGGGAGGAUUCUGCCCUGUAGACCGAGAAGCCUCUUCCAGAGCGCUGGGUGGCGUCCGUCUCUCCGUUACCGGCGAGCUGCGGGGUGAGACUUACGUAGUCAGGAAGAGCUGACUGCUAAAGAGAAAAUGACAUCUCUAGAAAAAGUUUUAGUUGAUGAUGCCUCUUCACCCAUCCGAGGACCUGGAGAUGGCAUGGAAACAGAGCAGACAGCUGAAUCAGUGGAAGCAAUCACUGGAGCCAACACUACAAACCCUCAUACCCACCAGAGCCCACAUAAAAAGACAGUCUCUUCCUUGAGUCCUGGAGUUCUGCAGCUUGGGAAAGUACAUGCUGAUAAAUCUGUGGAGAUUGAAGCUGUUCGUAUAUUAGUCCCCAAAGCUGCUAUCACCCAUGUUGUUCCAACUAAAAACACUAAGGUAGCUAAAUCAGUGGGACUUAAAGGAGACCCAUUCCAUCAGUCUGAUGGAGCCACAGAUCCCAGAAAAGAACAGAUAGAGCUGAAAAAUGCAAUCGAAAAGCUAAAGAAUUCAGAAAAGCGGUUGUUACAGGAUAAAGAAGGUCUCUCUAAUCAGCUGCGUAUACAGACAGAGGUGAAUCGGGAGCUGAAGAAGUUGCUUGUUGCUUCUGUUGGGGAUGAUCUGCAGUACCACUUUGAACGGAUGGCUCGAGAGAAGAAUCAGCUGAUCCUAGAAAACGAAGUCCUGGGCCGGAAUAUAUCUCAGUUGUCUGAACAGCUGGAGCGCAUGUCUAUCCAGUGCGAUGUGUGGCGCAGCAAAUUCCUAGCAAGCAGGGUUAUGGCUGAUGAGCUAACCAAUACCAGAGCAAUUCUUCAGCGUCAAACCAGGGAUGCACAAAGUGCAAUCCAGGACUUGCUGAAUGAACGCGAUCAGUUCCGUCAGGAGAUGAUUGACACACAGAAGCUGCUGGAAGAGCUGAUGGUUUCUCUUCAAUGGGGGAGACAGCAGACAUACUAUCCUAGUGCCCAGCCUUACACUACAACAGAGCUAGCAGCUGUGAAUUGUAAGCUAGCCAAAGCUGUAAGCUCACAUCUUCUUGGAAAUGUGGGCACUAAUAGUCCAAAAAAGACUUCAACAGCUGUGGAGUUCUGCAAUACCCCUGCUGAGAAGAUGGCUGAAAUGGUGCUGCGUGUGCUGGAUCCAGCUGCACGUACAGAAGCAUCAACAGAAGUUUCUUUUUCUGAGACUACUCCAUCCUUCCUUUCCACAAAGAAUAUUGGAAGGUUUCACCCCUAUACAAGAUACGAAGAUGUAACUUUCAAUUGUUGCAAUCACUGUCAAGGAGAGCUGAUAGGUGUUUAAAAACACAGCCAAUACAACCGUACCUGCAGUCUUUCUGAAGACUUACAGUAGUUGAUGUUCAUCAGGCUUCCCUUUUUCCUGUUUCUUUCCAUAAUGGGUGGGUUUAAUGUUGAAAAUUAUGCACUUAGUGCUCUGCUGCCUCUUGAAGUUAGGGACUGACAAGAUUUCCCUAGCCUCUGGGAUACUUCUACUACUUUUCAGUCUGGAAAGCUACUUCUUUUCUUCUACAAAGGCAAGACCAAAAAUACUAUUCUGUUCCAAUUUUUAGAGUAUAGAGAUAGAUGACCUUGACUAUUUAAGGUUUUCUGUAUUAAUAGCAAAUUCAUUUAAAUUUCUCUGUAGAGGGAGACAAAAGCCUAAAUAUACCAAAGUGAAGUGCUGAUAGGUUAUGUUAAAAAAAAAAAAAAAAAGAAAAAGAAAAAAAGGCAAGGGAAGAUGGUCAGCUUUGUGCUUUUUUUAAAAAAAAAGAUCUUAGCCAAGGUGAUGAACUGUCCCCAAGUUCAGCCUUUUAAAUUCAGUAUUAAAAAGGAGUAUGUGCAAUGAGUCUUCAUAGCUGUAAGUUCUGAAAGUAAGAGCAUAUGCAACGUUGCAGCCCUCCUGGCAAGAAGGGGAAAGACUUUACAUUAAUUCUGGCUAUAAUAUAUAAAUAGUACCAGGUUUAAAAUAGAUUCUGGAAAGCAGUGCAAUGUGAGAUUAUUCGUGUUUUCAUAAAGCUAAAAUAAUGGGCUUUUCUUUCAGCUUCUGGAGUGAAGCUGUUGCGUAGCUGAUCCUCAGCAGAGACCGAUACACCUCCUUCAGCACACAGUGUUGACACCUGACCUAGCAUUAGAACUCAGCCCUUGCCCAACUUCUUCCUGGGUGUUAAGGAAAGCUGAAGAUAAGCACUAAGUUUGCAAAAGCACUAGUAACAAAGUAUUUUUUUACUUGUGUGAUUUUAUAAUCUUGAUAAAGGUUCAAAGCAGAUAAUCUGCUAAACCCAAAGAAGCCUGUUUACGUUGCUAAUGUGAAGAGGAAAGGUAGGAGGAUGCAAAUAUGUAUCUUAAUGUUUUAAUUUAAUCCCCAGAUUUAUUAUAUGUAGCUGUCUAUUUUGUGGAAAGAGUUUCUUAAGUGAUUGCUUUGACCCAGUCUUCCUUUGAAUCUCCUGCCAUGAUCAGAAUACAUAAGUUCUUGCUGUUCCUGACCAUGCUUUGGUUUGCAUGAAGAAAACAAUAAACUUUGCUUGCUUUCAAGUUG
Apus apus (common swift) is the source of this 2772-nucleotide messenger RNA. RefSeq names its product basic leucine zipper nuclear factor 1 (gene BLZF1). Lineage: Eukaryota; Metazoa; Chordata; Aves; Apodiformes; Apodidae. Gene Ontology annotation, cellular component: Golgi membrane. Bases 346 to 1539 code for a protein of 397 amino acids. The record is from RefSeq and is a predicted model, not a curated record. Gene Ontology annotation, biological process: Golgi organization; Golgi to plasma membrane protein transport. The transcript has 7 exons.